AUGCGCCCCGCCUCAGGGACCCUGCCUACCGUUGCCCUCAACCGCCCCUCCGACCCGCGCAUGCGCCGCGACGACGGUCGAGCCCCGCCUCCCACCGCCUUCAACCGCCCCUCCGACCCGCGCAUGCGCCGCUGCGACGGACGAGCCCCGCCCCCUGCCGACUUCAACCGCCCCUCCGACCCGCGCAUGCGCCGCGCAAGCGGCAGCCCAGCCCGCCCAUCGACGCCUACCGCCUCACCGAGCCCACCCGCGCAUGCGCCCCGCCUCAGGGACCCUGCCUACCGUUGCCCUCAACCGCCCCUCCGACCCGCGCAUGCGCCGCGACGACGGGCGAGCCCCGCCCAACGCAGCCCUCAACCGCCCCUCCGACCGCGCAUGCGCCGCUGCGACGGACGAGCCCCGCCCCCCGCCGACUUCAACCGCCCCUCCGACCCUCGCAUGCGCCGCGACGACGGUCGAGCCCCGCCUCCCGCCUCCCUCAACCGCCCCUCCGACCCGCGCAUGCGCCGCUGCGACGGACGAGCCCCGCCCCCCGCCGACUUCAACCGCCCCUCCGACCCGCGCAUGCGCCCCGCCGCCGGACACCGCCCCGCCCUGUCACCCUCAACCGCCCCUCCGACCCGCGCAUGCGCCGCGCAAGCGGCAGCCCAGCCCGCCCAUCGACGCCGGACGCCUCACCGAGCCCACCCGCGCACGCGCCGAGCCUCAGGGAGCCCCGCCCCCCGCAGCCCUCAACCGCCUCUCCGACCCGCGCACGCGCCGCGCCGACGGGCGAGCCCCGCCCAACGCAGCCCUCAACCGCCUCUCCGACCGCGCAUGCGCCGCGCCGACGGCGAGCCCCGCCCCCCCGCCGACUUCAACCGCCCCUCCGACCCGCGCAUGCGCCGCGACGACGGUCGAGCCCCGCCUCCCACCGCCUUCAACCGCCCCUCCGACCCGCGCAUGCGCCGCUGCGACGGACGAGCCCCGCCCCCUGCCGACUUCAACCGCCCCUCCGACCCGCGCAUGCGCCCCGCCGCCGGACACCGCCCCGCCCUGUCACCCUCAACCGCCCCUCCGACCCGCGCAUGCGCCGCGCAAGCGGCAGCCCAGCCCGCCCAUCGACGCCGGACGCCUCACCGAGCCCACCCGCGCACGCGCCGAGCCUCAGGGAGCCCCGCCCCCCCGCAGCCCUCAACCGCUUUUCCGACCGCGCAUGCGCCGCGCCAACGGGCGAGCCCCGCCCAACGCAGCCCUCAACCGCCUCUCCGACCGCGCAUGCGCCGCGCCGACGGGCGAGCCCCGCCCCCCGCCGACUUCAACCGCCCCUCCGACCCGCGCAUGCGCCGCGACGACGGUCGAGCCCCGCCUCCCACCGCCUUCAACCGCCCCUCCGACCCGCGCAUGCGCCGCUGCGACGGACGAGCCCCGCCCCCUGCCGACUUCAACCGCCCCUCCGACCCGCGCAUGCGCCGCGCAAGCGGCAGCCCAGCCCGCCCAUCGACGCCUACCGCCUCACCGAGCCCACCCGCGCAUGCGCCCCGCCUCAGGGACCCUGCCUACCGUUGCCCUCAACCGCCCCUCCGACCCGCGCAUGCGCCGUGCCGACGGACGAGCCCCGCCCCCCCGCCGACUUCAACCGCCCCUCCGACCCGCGCAUGCGCCGCGCCAACGGGCGAGCCCCGCCCAACGCAGCCCUCAACCGCCUCUCCGACCGCGCAUGCACCCUGCCGACGUACGGGCCCCGCCCCCUGCCGACUUCAACCGCCCCUCCGACCCGCGCAUGCGCCGCGCAAGCGGCAGCCCAGCCCGCCCAUCGACGCCGGCCGCCUCACCGAGCCCACCCGCGCAUGCGCCCCGCCUCUGGGAGCCCUGCCUCCCGUCGCCCUCAACCGCCCCCCCGACCCGCGCAUGCGCCGUGCCGACGGCCGAGCCCCGCCUCCCGCCGCCCUCAACUGCCUCUCCGACCGCGCAUGCGCCCUGCCGACGUACGAGCCCCGGCCCCCGCCGACUUCAACCGCCCCUCCGACCAGCGCCUGCGCCCCGCCGCCAGACACCGCCCUGCCUCUUGUCACCCUCAACCGCCCGUCCGACCCGCGCAUGCGCCGCCCCGACGGACGCAGGCCCCACCAUGCGCCUCAGGGAGCCCCGCCCAACACCGCCCUCAACCGCCCCUCCGCUGUGCGCAUGCGCCACUGCGUCCGCCACGCCUCCCGUGGGGUGGGGUCUUCCAGGCGGACCUGCGCCUCAUGGAAUCGGCCCCGUGGCCUCCCUCAGCUACCCCGCGCAUGCGCCACCGCGCUUCAGGGCGCCCCGCCCAUAGCCUCCCGCAACAGCCCCGCCACUCUGCGCAUGCGCCACUCCGCCCGCUCCCCGCCCCCCCCCCGGGGCCGCGCGUCACUGCGCCUCAGGGAGCCCCGCCCAUGGCCACCUUCAACGCCCCCACCGCUCUGCGCAUGCGCCACUCCGCCUACCCCACUCCUCAGCACCACGCAUGCGCCUCCGCGCCUAAAGGAGCCCCGCCCACGGUCCUCUGCAAUGGCCCCACCACUGCGCAUGCGCCACUCCGCCCGCUUCCCGCCCUCGGGGUAG
Molecule: messenger RNA, 2571 nt
Organism: Tachyglossus aculeatus (Australian echidna)
Lineage: Eukaryota; Metazoa; Chordata; Mammalia; Monotremata; Tachyglossidae
Product: extensin-like
Exons: 1
Coding region: 1-2571 (856 amino acids)
Source: RefSeq, a predicted model, not a curated record